Rotaria sp. Silwood1 is the source of this 1173-nucleotide messenger RNA. The record is from the annotation of a GenBank genome assembly. NCBI's taxonomy places the organism in Eukaryota, Metazoa, Rotifera, Eurotatoria, Philodinida, Philodinidae.
AUGGUUGAUGUUCUUCAUUCAUUUGUGGAUGUUAAUCAACGAUUUAAUCAAUUAGCAUUUGAUUCUCUUUAUAUUCAUGAUCUUAAUAUGACUACUAUUAUGGACAUCAGUUCAUUGUACGAUCAAACUUCUUUAAUAGAUCCUAAAGUUCUUUCAAGAAUUUGUGAAAAAAUCUUACCUCAAAUUCAUGAUCAAAUAUAUAAACUUACUGUUGAAGAAUAUUCAAUCAAUCAAAUUCUUCUUGCUUCGAAUUAUCCUAAAAUAUAUUCAUUAUCACUUGUAAAUUUUCAAGAAGUAAUAUUUUAUCAAUAUUUAAUGGAUAAUUUAAUUCUUCGUAAUCUUAUCAAACAAAUAACACAUCUUAAUAUUGAUAUUAAAGAGACAACAGAACAUUGUUCGGAAAUUGGUUCAAAAAUUUUUGCAUUAAUCUUAUCUUUAUUUGAUUGUCUUUAUUUACUUGAUGGACCGCUCAUUUGUUUAUCAACAUUAAUUAUUAAUGUAUCAUCUACUUUUUGUCCAUUACAAUACAUAAAUCCAACAGUAAGUGGUAUGUUUCAUAAAGUUCGACAAUUGAAAAUGAGUGAUGCAAUUCCUUUUGAAGAUAAUUUAUUUAAACUCAUCUCUCAAAACUUUCCUUUUCUCGAAUUUUUAUAUAUAUCUAAUGAUUAUCCACAAAAACAUAACCAACAUUCAUCAACAUCAAUCAUAUUUCCUUAUCUUAAAUUUCUUGAUCUAAAAUGGGCACAUAUUGAUUAUGCUGAACUAUUUCUUUUGAAAAAAAAUAUGCAUUUAUCUCGUUUAUCAAAUCUCUUCAUGAAAUAUGAAUCACUCAUAACGAUAACAAACAAUUUUACUAAUGAUGCAACACAAUUUAAUUUUGGAAAUUUUCAUCUUCAUAUAACUGCACCAUUUACGUCAACAUUUAUUGCAUAUCAUGAAACAGCUACACAACCAAUAUCAAAAUCUCCUUCGAAAAAUGAAUCUUAUACAAAACAACGUUAUUUUCAACGACUUCAAAAAUCAUUGGUUCGUCAUCGUUCACGUUCUUCAUUUUAUUCAAGCAGUAAUUCUCCUAGUUCAUCUCGUAAUCGAAGUCGUAGUCAUCGACAAGUAAAAUCUCCAAGUCGAUAUAAUUGUUCACAACGAUAUUCAUCAUUCUAUCAAAAUCGUUGA